Cercopithifilaria johnstoni is the source of this 489-nucleotide messenger RNA. Lineage: Eukaryota; Metazoa; Nematoda; Chromadorea; Rhabditida; Onchocercidae. The record is from the annotation of a GenBank genome assembly.
AUGAUCGAUAAACUAUGCUAUCUUGCAGGUAGUAUAAUAAAUGCCAUUGUUCUUAAAACUACUUUAGAAUAUGAGAGGGAAAAGUUCAAAGAUAUUUAUCUGAGCUUGAAGGACGGAAAUGGAUCAAUAUCAUCAAAAGAACUUGGUGUUGCAAUGAGAUCACUUGGACAAAAUCCAACAGAACAAGAAUUACUAGAUAUGGUCAAUGAAGUAGAUAUUGAUGGUAGUGGUACUAUUGAUUUUCCAGAAUUCUGCCAUAUGAUGAAACGAAUGAGUAAGGAAAAUGACAGCGAAAUGAUAAGAGAAGCAUUUCGGGUAUUCGAUCGCGAUGGUAAUGGAUAUAUUACAGCUGAAGAAUUUCGAUAUUUCAUGACUCACAUGGGCGAACAAUUCAGUGAUCAAGAAGUAGAUGAAAUUAUGGCUGAAGUUGAUAUUGAUGGAGAUGGACAGAUCAAUUAUGAAGAAUUCGUGAAGAUGAUGACAACUUAG